GAUCUGGGUUAACAGUAUUGGUGGAGAUAUUUUAAAAUUGACGAACAAUUUUAUAUACCAGAAUCGAAGAGUCUGUCGCAUGCAUUUUGAAGAGAAGUACCAUUGUAGGUUUAAUAGACUCAGCAACAUAGCUGUGCCAACCAUGAACAUGCCUUGCCUCAACGCAAAUACAACAGUGGAAACACCAUUGCUUCAUGAACAGCAUCUGCUGAAUGUUCCAUCUGUCUCAACAGCACAAAAUUAUAAGCAGCCAAUAUCAUAUUCAUUUUCAUCAGGGGCAACCAAGGGAUCUGAACUUGCCCACCAAGUCAAAGAAAAUAUAAAAAAUUUGAAAGAAGCUGGAUUUAAGGUGGUUGCUACUGUUUGUGAUCAAGGCACAAAUAAUCGCCAAGCCAUCAAAUAUCUGAUAGACGAGACAACAGGUGAUUACUUGAGAAGAGGUGGAUGCCCAAAAGAUAAUAUUUUUGUUGUUGAUGGAAAUGAGAUAGUCCCAUUGUACGACCCCCCACAUCUUUUAAAGGGGAUAAGGAAUAAUCUCCUAACAAAAAAUCUUGUUUAUGAAAUGGACGGACAACAAAAAAUAGCCAAAUGGCAGCAUUUGCAGCAGCUACAUGGGGAAAUCCUGGCUACAAAGGUGUGAGGCUUGUACCAAAAUUGACAAACAACCACAUUGUUCCCCAAAAAAUUGGAAAAAUGAAAGUCAAAUAUGCAAGUCAAGUAUUCAGUGCAACUGUUGCAUCGAACAUAUACAUAUCGAGGAUACCUUGCAGGUACUUAUUUAAUAAUAUCUGUUAUAUAUUACUUAAAUCAAUAAGGAUGCCUUUUGUUUUAUAAAUAAACAUCAGUUGUAUUGAAGAUCUCAUAACUGACCUUACAAUAAUAACUAUCGUCUUUUUUUUUCAGACAAGAAAAUACUCCCUGAAGAAUGCAAGGAGAC
Molecule: messenger RNA, 937 nt
Organism: Plutella xylostella (diamondback moth)
Lineage: Eukaryota; Metazoa; Arthropoda; Insecta; Lepidoptera; Plutellidae
Source: RefSeq, a predicted model, not a curated record